Osmerus eperlanus (European smelt) is the source of this 1367-nucleotide messenger RNA. RefSeq names its product tropomyosin alpha-1 chain-like. The record is from RefSeq and is a predicted model, not a curated record. NCBI's taxonomy places the organism in Eukaryota, Metazoa, Chordata, Actinopteri, Osmeriformes, Osmeridae. The transcript is spliced from 9 exons. Bases 208 to 1062 code for a protein of 284 amino acids. Gene Ontology annotation, biological process: muscle contraction; actin filament organization. Gene Ontology annotation, molecular function: actin filament binding. Gene Ontology annotation, cellular component: actin filament.
GCCCCCUGCCCGGCUCCUGCUCUCAGUCUUGUUCCCUUCCUCUGCUCUCCCUCUUUUCUGAGCUGCUGCUUCACCUGCUCCGGAGAAGCCCCUGUCGGACCCCAGGAGAAGAAACAAGACUCGCUGUACUUCUUGCUUUGAGAGCAGACCAUUUACCAACCUUUCUCUUCCGUUUUUUGUAGUCCCUGAAAUACCCCCACAGAAACCAUGGAGGCCAUCAAGAAGAAGAUGCAGAUGCUGAAGUUGGACAAGGAGAACGCUAUCGACAGGGCCGAGCAGGCCGAGUCAGACAAGAAGGCAGCGGAGGACAAGUGUAAGCUGCUGGAGGACGAGCUCCUGGGCCUGCAGAAGAAGCUCAAGGGCACAGAGGACGAGCUGGACAAGUAUUCGGAGGCUCUGAAGGAUGCACAAGAGAAGCUGGAACUGUCUGAAAAGAAGGCAACCGACGCUGAAGGGGAUGUGGCCGCUCUGAACCGUAGGAUCCAGCUGGUGGAGGAGGAGUUGGACCGGGCCCAGGAGAGACUGGCCACAGCGCUGCAGAAACUAGAGGAGGCAGAGAAAGCAGCGGACGAAAGCGAGAGAGGCAUGAAGGUUAUUGAGAACAGAGCAACGAAGGACGAGGAGAAAAUGGAGAUCCAGGAGAUGCAACUGAAGGAAGCCAAGCACAUCGCAGAGGAGGCGGACCGCAAAUACGAAGAGGUUGCCCGCAAGCUGGUCAUCCUGGAGGGGGAGCUAGAGAGGGCGGAGGAAAGGGCUGAAAUUUCGGAACUGAAAUGCGGCGAUAUGGAAGAGGAACUGAAGAAUGUUACCAACAACCUGAAGUCUCUGGAGGCUCAGUCUGACAAGUACUCUGAAAAAGAAGACAAAUAUGAAGAGGAGAUCAAGGUGCUCGGUGAUAAACUGAAAGAAGCGGAGACCCGUGCAGAGUUUGCAGAAAGGACUGUGGCAAAACUGGAAAAGACUAUAGAUGACUUGGAAGAAAAUCUAUCCAGCGCAAAAGAAGAAAAUUUGGGGAUGCAACAAGUCCUGGACCAAACUCUACAAGAGCUAAAUAGUUUGUAACAAAGAAGAAUAAAAGGAAAUUGUGUCUCAAGACCAAAGAAGAAUCAACAUUCUAUGAAGAAAACAUUCCAUGAAAAGUUUUUUCAACCACUAGUUGCAAUGGAUUCCUCACUACCCUGAUUAAUAUCUUGAUUCUAAUAUUCACACCAUAUUUUUGUUAUUUAUGUUUUUGAUAUACUUUUCCCAUUGCAUGAGAAGGCCCAAGCAGAAGUAUAAUGUCAUACCAAUAGUUUAAAACAAUACAGGAUGCAGCAUUUCAAAAUUGUGUAGGAAAUUAUGUAUAAAUUAAACAGCUGAGAGUCUUA